Messenger RNA from Colletotrichum abscissum, 939 nucleotides. RefSeq names its product phytanoyl-CoA dioxygenase. The coding region runs from base 1 to 939 and encodes 312 amino acids. The transcript has a single exon. Lineage: Eukaryota; Fungi; Ascomycota; Sordariomycetes; Glomerellales; Glomerellaceae. The record is from RefSeq and is a predicted model, not a curated record.
AUGACGAGACCAUAUUGGUACAGACAAUUCACUGAGCAUGGCUUUGCGGUCAUUCCAUCGGUAAUCCCUUACACUAAAGCUCUCGAGUAUCAGCAAAAGGCCUUCGCGUGGCUCAAGUCCUUCGACAACGCCGCGUUGGAUCUAGCAGACCCCACAACAUGGACCCCCGACAAUCUGCCAUUCAUUUCCGGAAUCAACACAGUGAACCAUUACGGAGUUGUGCACGAGAAGUUCAUGUGGGACAUACGCCUGGAACCAGGCGUGAUCGACGUCUUCGCGAACGUAUGGAAUACCCGCGACCUUAUCGUCUCCUUUGAUGCCCUGAACAUCACACUUCCAAGACGCCAAGGUCAUAUUCCCAGAAAAAAGUGGCCUCAUGUCGACCAGAGCCCAUACAGACAAGGCCUAGAGUGCGUUCAGGGCAUAGUGAACCUCUCAAAGGCUGGCAUCGAGGACGGCGGAUUGACGGUAUACCCGGGAACGCACAAGAUCACCGAGUCGUUUUUCAGAGAGCAUACCGACAAGUCGGAGUGGACGCGAAAAGACUUUUUCAACUACACGACUGAGCAGAUUGCAUGGUUCGAGAAGGAAGGCUAUCGGGAGCAGAAGGUUGUCGCGGAACCAGGUGAUUUGAUCAUCUGGGAUUCGCGACUGAUCCACUUCGGGGCCGAGCCAACAUCAAAGAGCAAUACCAUACGGACCAUCACAUAUGUGUCGUAUGCUCCUGCAUCUUUUGCGACGAAGGCAGCCCUCGAAGCCAAGAAGAAAGCCUUCGACGAGUGGCUGGCUACGACGCAUUGGCCUCAUGACAACAUUGUUCCGAGGACAAAUCAGCCAACCCUGCCGGAUGGGACUGUUGACAAUAGAAGAAUGGAGCCGUUGGAGAAACCUGAGCUUACUCCAGAGUUGCUGAGGCUGGCGGGGGUUGAGGCAUAUUAA